Messenger RNA from Vigna unguiculata (cowpea), 999 nucleotides. Its product is annotated as putative ubiquitin-conjugating enzyme E2 39 pseudogene. NCBI's taxonomy places the organism in Eukaryota, Viridiplantae, Streptophyta, Magnoliopsida, Fabales, Fabaceae. The record is from RefSeq and is a predicted model, not a curated record.
AUGGCGGCAGCCACCGACAAAAACAACAUGGAACGCUUCGACGUCGUAUCGGACGUGGCGGACCACUACUUCAUAUUACCAAAUCAGGACUCAGAAGGCCUCAGCAGAGUAGGGAGUGACGUGUACAAGAAGAUAAUGAGAGAGUGGAAAAUCCUCGCCCGCAGCCUCCCCGAUUCCAUAUACGUUCGCGUAUACGAGAAACGCAUCGAUUUGCUCCGAGCAGUCAUCGUGGGCGCCGCCGGCACCCCCUACCACGACGGUCUCUUCUUUUUCGACAUGGCGUUCCCACCUGAUUACCCGGCCAGCCCGCCGGAUGUCCAUUACCGCUCCUACGGGUACGCCAUCAACCCGAACUUGUACAGCGACGGCCACGUGUGCUUGAGCCUGAUCAACACGUGGCUCGGGAGAAAACACGAGAGGUGGGAGCCAGCUCGCUCCACCGUGCUGCAGUUGUUACUCUCGAUCCAAGCGCUUGUCCUAAACGAGAAGCCGUUUUUCAACGACGUUUGGUCGGAGUUUUUCCCGCUCGGACGCUUCUUCUUGAUUGAUAGGUCGCAGGCUUACAACGAAGUCGUUUUCGCUCUCAACUGCAGGACCAUGCUUUGCCAGCUACGCCACCCGCCGCGGAACUUCCAAACCUUCGUCGUUGCCCAUUUCCGCGACCGGGCGCGUGCCAUUCUGAGCGCGUGCGACGACUACGCGAACGGGCGCGCUAGAGUUGGGAAUUACGGUGAAGCCGGCGAGGGUUGGAAGUCGAAGGUGAGGGUUUCGGCGAAACUGAGAGAGACGUUGGUUAUGUUGUAUCCUCAACUUUUUGAGGCAUUUGUGUUGAAUGGUGCGUUUUUGGGUUGUGAUGAGGAACGGUUGAGGAUGGAAAAGAGAGAUGGGUUGUGCAAAAGUAAUGUUACUAGGAGAAAGUACAGGGUAAUUAUGGGGAAGGUGUUUGGGAGAAUAAAGAGCAUUUAUAAUUCAACGUUUAAGACUAGUCACAAAAGUUGA